AUGGCUUUGCUUGAUUGCUUAGACAUUAGGCGGACGUCAAGCCCAUACAGGAAUUUGAAGGACCUAGCGAGUGUGGUUGCAAGGAAUAUAGUGAGUGUGCGGUAUGACGAGGAGGGAAAGAACUUAGCUUUUGGGAAGGGAGGGGGAUUUGGCAGUGAAGGUGGUGAUUUUGGAGGCGGUGUUGGUAGUGGUCUUGGUAGUGGCAUUGGUAAAAGUGGUAGGGUACGCAGUGGUGGAGCUGGUGGUGGCUUUGGAAAAGGACGACGCAUUCUCAAGGGGGGUGGGGGUGGUGGUCGUGGUGGGGGUGCGGGUCGUGGGGGAGGAAGAGCUGGUGGUGGCAAGCAUGGUGAAUUCCAUGGUGGUGUACAUGGUGGAGCUGGGGGUAGAGUUCACAGCAAUGCUGGUGGUGGAUUUGGAAAAGGUGCACUACAACAGACAAUGUUAUUAAUGGCAUUUUACUGCACUUUUAUCAUAUUCCUAUAA
Prunus dulcis (almond) is the source of this 483-nucleotide messenger RNA. RefSeq names its product glycine-rich protein 5-like. The transcript has 2 exons. NCBI's taxonomy places the organism in Eukaryota, Viridiplantae, Streptophyta, Magnoliopsida, Rosales, Rosaceae. Bases 1 to 483 code for a protein of 160 amino acids. The record is from RefSeq and is a predicted model, not a curated record.